AUGUCACAAGCCUUAUCCCCCUCCUCUCUGUCACGAAAACCUGUCGACGGCGGGGGUCGCAACAUGUCCAAUGAAGAAAACAAGUACAGAUUCACAGACGAAGACGACACCACGCCCAACCCAUCCACUCGCAACACCAUGAAUCUAGACCCGGGCGUUGACAGCUUGGAGAUGGACCCGCAAGUGAAAUUGGAGAAUUACGACUGGGCGGAGUUGGAAGACCAGUUCUCGAAACGCAUGGAGGCGUUUCGCGCGGAGGAGGAUGGCAUCUGGGAGGAAUGGAAAGGGUGGGGAGAGGUUUUCAAGGCGUGGGCGAGCACGAUAAGCGUGCAUGAUGAGGAACGGGCGGCGAAGAGGUUGAGAACCAGGAUAGCCUUUACGCAGGGCAGCGAAGAGAGUUUGGAGGCGAAGAGGCAGCACUAUAUCAAGGUUGUGCAGGCUUUCGAGAGUGCGCUGCAACUGCUGGGGAGUCGAAAUUCGGCCCACAAUUUCAUAUGA
This is a messenger RNA of Bacidia gigantensis, 498 nucleotides long. RefSeq lists its product as uncharacterized. Lineage: Eukaryota; Fungi; Ascomycota; Lecanoromycetes; Lecanorales; Ramalinaceae. The record is from RefSeq and is a predicted model, not a curated record. The transcript has 2 exons. The coding region runs from base 1 to 498 and encodes 165 amino acids.